AUGACUCCAGCAGGGUCUCAGCCCGCACCUGCACCACCUGUUACCGGACCAAGAGGUUCGGAGCCAGAGGCCGCCACACCUCCAAGGCCCGAUGCCGCCCCGCAGCAGGAGGCCACCGGACCUGCUGUGACGACGGAGGCGCCAGCAGCUGCAGCGGCGCCGGACGCCAAGGCGGAGCCCCCUCCAACCGAGCCAGCAGCAGAGGAGGCUGCCGCAAUGGCAGAGGCGGCAGCGCCGGAGGCUGCGGAGGUACCGGAGGUGGCGGCGCCGGAAGCUACAGAGGUGCCGGAGGCGGCGACGCCGGAGGUCGCCGAGGUCGCCAGUACCACUCCACUUGCGCAGGAGGAGGAACCGGAGGUGGUGCUGGGAAGGCGCCUUCUACCAUGUCCAACGGAGGUCCCCCUCCCCCGCCUCUUUGCCAAGAGCGAGCAGGCUCAGGAGGAGCUGCACCGCCUAGGGGACCGCAUCAAGACCGUCUCCGCCCGUUACGCCAGGGAGCGCGCCGAGCUCGUGCUGGGGCGCGAACUCCUGCAGGAGCAGUUGCAGCAGGCUCUCGACCGGGAGGCGGCAGCUGAUCAACGGGAGAGAGCGGCCGUACGGCGGGAGAAGCAUGCCCUCGAGCGGGAGAGAGCGGCGGAGAAGAGGGUGCAGGCGGCGGCGGACAGGGAGAAGAUCGCCCUGAAGCUAGCCAACCAGGCCAAGGUGGUGGUGGAGGUGACCAAGGCGCAGGAGGCUACCCUUGCAGAACUGGAGGCAGCCGCGGCAGAGAGAGAACGCAGGCUUGCCGCCCGCGAAGCAGAGGAGGUCAUGGGGACCCCGCCCUCACUCGGAGCUGUCCUCCCAGCGCUGGAUUCCACCGCCGAGCAACUUCGACACAUGGAGGCCGCCAUUUUCAACCUCCUGGAGACAGAGGGACGGGCGGUCGCCCGAGGGAUGGCGGAGUACAUCCUUACCUGCCUUCGGAGCCACGACCCCUCCUGCGCGCUAACUCCAAUCUUGGUUGGUCCGGUCCCGGCAACGGCGGCCGCUGCACAGGAGAGCGUGCAGGAGGCAGCGGACAUGGUGGCCUUAUGCGUCACAGGAUACCUGGCCUUUGCGUCAUGA
Messenger RNA from Panicum hallii, 1104 nucleotides. Its product is annotated as atherin-like. The record is from RefSeq and is a predicted model, not a curated record. The transcript is spliced from 3 exons. The coding region runs from base 1 to 1104 and encodes 367 amino acids. Lineage: Eukaryota; Viridiplantae; Streptophyta; Magnoliopsida; Poales; Poaceae.